Messenger RNA from Elgaria multicarinata webbii, 2809 nucleotides. RefSeq names its product transmembrane p24 trafficking protein 5 (gene TMED5). The record is from RefSeq and is a predicted model, not a curated record. Bases 89 to 769 code for a protein of 226 amino acids. Gene Ontology annotation, cellular component: Golgi apparatus; endoplasmic reticulum; COPII-coated ER to Golgi transport vesicle. The transcript has 4 exons. Gene Ontology annotation, biological process: Golgi ribbon formation; endoplasmic reticulum to Golgi vesicle-mediated transport; intracellular protein transport. NCBI's taxonomy places the organism in Eukaryota, Metazoa, Chordata, Lepidosauria, Squamata, Anguidae.
GCGCCGGAGGCGAACAGGAGCGAGAGAAGCAGCGUGGGCAGCCUGCGACGGAAUUUCCCGCUUCCUGGGCUGUGGGGACGCGGCCGGGAUGGCGACGGGGCUCGGGCGGUGCCUGCUGGCUUCCCUCUCGCUGUUAGUGCUGCUGCCACCGCCUGGCGCUUCGGGCUUCGCUACCGCCCUCGACAGCGACUUCACUUUCACGCUGCCCGCCGGCCGCAAGGAGUGCUUCUUCCAGCCCAUGCAGAAAGAGGCCUCGCUGGAGAUCGAGUAUCAGGUUCUAGAUGGAGCAGGUUUAGAUGUGGAUUUUCAUCUGAUAUCACCAAAACAUGAAACCCUUGUUUUUGAACAGAGAAAAUCAGAUGGAGUCCACACAGUGGAGACAGAGGAUGGUGAUUACAUGUUCUGCUUUGACAAUACAUUCAGCACUUUGUCAGAGAAGGUGAUUUUCUUUGAACUGAUCUUAGAUAACAUGGGAGAUGAAGAACAAGAAGACUGGAAGAACUAUAUAACUGGUACAGAUCUUCUGGAUAUGAAGUUAGAAGAUAUUCUGGAAUCUGUCAACAGUGUGAAGUCUAGACUAAGCAAAAGCAUCCACAUCCAGGCCUUCCUCAAAGCAUUUGAAGCUCGUGAUAGAAACAUACAAGAAAGCAACUUUGACAGGGUAAACUUUUGGUCCAUGGUCAAUCUGGCUGUAAUGGUUGUGGUGUCAGCUGUUCAGGUUUACAUGUUGAAGAGUCUUUUUGAAGAUAAAAGGAAAAAUAGAACUUAAUACCCUAGAGUCAUAAGAGCAACAAACAAGGGAAAACGCAAUACACUGCUACUGAAAAGGAGAUGGAUGAUACUUCCCAGCUUGUUUUGAAUAGUUAUUCACAUGUGACUUUUUAAUGUGAGCAGAAUGCCUUUCUUUGCUCCAAAAAAUUGCAGUCAGACAGUUUUUAGACUUGGUGCAUAACUUAAUGCUUGUCUGAAUCUCCUAGGUCAUCGAUCUUGCACAAAAUACUAGAGCAAACUCAGAUUUUUAAUAUUUGCCGUAUUUGUAUAUACAUGUCUUAACCACUGUUAGCCUAAAUGUAAGAUUUUUAUGAAGACAGCAAAGAACCAUAUAUUUAUGAACUAAAGAUCUGUAGUCAGUAUUUCAUCUUAUCCAACUUGGAGAUUUUGGUUAACAGGAGGAUUUGCCCUGGGCAAGCUAUUAUGUUAUUUAGUCAACUGGUUUUACUGGGUAUAAGACAACACUGUUGUUACUUAUUUGUACCAAGAAAGUGAUUCAACAAAUGAACUAGCAUCUAAAAUUCUUGCUUCUGGACUGUCUGUUAUUUUGUGAAUGAAGUAUUCUCUUGAUAUCAGUAUGUUAAAAAACAUAACAAGGUCAAGGGUCUAAGCCCUAUAAAGCAGAAUUUUUACUGGUACAACAGUAUCAGCUACUAUUUUCCAAACUAGGGAGCUAAUAUACCAAAUCUGAAUCAGGAUAUUAUUAUUAUUAUUGCAGUUGAUCAUUUAUUGAAAACUGCAAAAAUACAGGCUCAAGGUUGUAUGUUUGAUCAGGCACCAUCUUCAGUUAUGUACUGAAAACAAAAUUUUACCCUGGCUUAUUUAUGUAACCUCUUAACUUUGCAAGUGCCUGGAUCAUGGGGACAGUUGUGUUUACACUUUGUCAGUGGACUUUUAUUAUUAGCAAUUUAGUCUGUUGGCUUUCUUGAAUCUUCAUUAGUAAAAUGUCAUACAAAUUAAUAGAUAAUUUAAGUUGUUAUAUGCAUCUGUGUGCUUUAAACUAGCUUUAAGGCCACAGUGCCAUCCCAUCACUAUACCGCAAGGCAUAGCAUUUGGAAGUAUAGUUAUCUGAGCAUGGUGAGAAUUUGGAUAAUACUCCAGAGAGAGAGCUGCAGUUCUCUGGGUUGGUAGUGGGGAAGAAAAUGCAGCAUGUAGUCCUGUUACAUUUCUGUCCAUGAAAAUGAGUCAUUGCAAAUAAAACUAUCAUUGAAAUAUGAGCUUUAAUAUUGUAUGGUGGAAGUAUACCUACUUUCUUGACCUUAGACAUGUGUGCAUGUGAUGUAAGUCUGCAUUUUUAAUAUUUGUUUGCAAUACUGUGUUGACACAAGCACACCAAGUAGCUGAACUUAUGACUUCUUGCUAAAGGGUUUAUAAUGACUUCUAGAGUAAGAUUUUACUUGAACCCUUAGCUUGACCUCUAACUUACUGAUUUUUAAAACAUACUUCACAAUGCUAGUUUGUUUUCCUUAUGAUUACUCUAAACCUAAAACGGGUAUUUUGUGUGAAAAACACAAGCUAGAAUUGUUCUUAAAUUUGACUUUAAAACAGCACAAAGAAAUGAACAGCGUGAUCCUCAGAAUGCUUACUUAGAAGCAAGUCCUAUGAAUCUCAAUGGGACUUAUACUCUAGUAAGAAUGCUGAGGCUUGCAGCAUCCCAACUUUGAUUAAAGAAGUGAAUCAUUAUUCACCAAAAACCUAUACAUGUUGUUCCCUUGGGGAUGAGCUAGUGCACACACCCUCUAUGCUUGGUUUGAAUUCUGCGAGUAAACUCUGAUUGUUUAAUCCUGGAUAUGUCCCAAACCAAUUCCUGAAUGUGUAGGUGUUUAAUCGUUAUUUAGUAUAAUUGUUAUACCAUGCUGCUUCUAUUAUGAAAAUCCUUUGUUUGAAGCUCUUCAUAAUUAACAUUUUAAUUGGAGGUGCUGAGAUGGCCUACAGACCCUCAUUCAAUUUCUAGUGGACUGAAUAGCCCAUAACAGUGUGGGAGGAAAGGGUGCAGAAAUCUCUUCCAUUAGCAAUAUGCAAUUUAAUUUAACUUAAG